AUGCAGUCAGUGUAUAAGUUAGUUUCUACCGUAAAUCAGUUUUAUAGGGAAAUCAACCCUUCAACGCUUUCUGGUGCCAUUGACGUAAUUGUCGUUGAGCAGCCUAAUGGAGAACUAGCAUGUUCACCUUUUCAUGUUCGAUUUGGGAAACUAUUGGUUUUAAGACCUCAAGAAAAGAAGGUAUCCGGUGAAGCUUUUUUCGUGUUCGAAACAGAAAACCGUGUCCCAAAAGAAUUGCAAACUUCCCCAUUAGCAGGUCCCAGUGAUCCUUUACCGACAGAAGAGGAACCUGAUUUCUUGGAUUUAAACACAGAUAAUUCUAAAGAUAUUCUUCAAAAUAGAGUUGAGCAAAAUAAUACGAUCGAUUUUGGAACUGAUGAUGGAUAUGAAGGAGAUUCUGAGCCAAAAAUAUUAGUUGCUGAACCUAAAAGUAUUCAUGAGAUGAAUUCUGAGUUACCUUCAGUAAUAACAGAUUUAGUCAUUCCGAUGUCUGAAGAAGAAACUAUAACAGAUGAAAAAGCAAUUUUAAUAUCAAAUUAUGAGAAAUCAAAUAAGACAAUGUUAAAUGGUGAUACCGUUCAUGAAGCAGACGAAAAGCUUGCACCUGGCAAUCAAGAUAUAAAAUUGGAAUCAAAUUGCACGUCGGAUUCAAUAUCAUUAAUUGAUGAUGUUACUGAAUAUAAGCCAGAAUCGUUGGAAAAGUUGUAUUUCAAGUCUGAUGCUAAGCAAGCGAUUGAUGAGGAUGCAAAUCUAUCGAACAAAGUAGAUGGUGUGGUUAGUGGACAUGAACCUGAAUUAUUAAAUGGUUCUGCUGAUAAUCUUGUAAUACAAAAUAAUGUUGAGUCUGAUUUAGCUCAACUUAGUGACGUGAUAAAAACGCAACAGACCGAAGAAAGUAACAAUAUACCACGAUUAGAAACAGAAGCUUCGAGGCAGAAUCGAGAAAGGGCUUUAUCAAUACCUUCCGUUCAUCCAAAAUGGGAAAAAUCCGAAGGUCCGUUUUCUGAUACAGAAUUGGAAGAAACACGAAAACCAGAAAAACCUUUAGAAAGACGACCAAGUAGAACCAGUCCUUUGAGCGAUACAGAAUUGGAAUAUGGGCCCCAAAAGCCUUCAAAAGAUUCAGAAGAGUGGUCAUGGGUAUGGGGAGCGUUGCCUGUGAGAACAUCGGAAAAAAUCACGCAUUGGCAAAAUGGCACAGUUGAUAAAGAUUGGAAAGAUGAUAAUACAAUCGAAAAGCCAUCAGGCAUAGAGAUUGGAGGAAAGGUUCAUCAUUUUGAAAUGUCAUUAUGUGGAAGCGAAGCUUUUGGAAGGGAUGAGCCUCUCCCAGAUUCUACAAUGACUAAUUUAUCUAGUAAUAGACUUGAGGAAUUAAGGUCAUCAGAUCAGCGUAGAUAUAGCCUAAGGGGAUGGAGUCGAUGGUGGAGUCGCUCAUCGAGUCCGCUUCCAAUAGAAGCAUCAGAAAAGAUUGAUAAGGAACCAAAAGAUAAUGUUGAAAAGGAAAAUGAAAAACCGACAAAGUUUUAUGCGAAAACGCUACGUCUUACUUCCGAACAAUUGAAAAGUCUCAACUUAAAGAAGGGAGCAAACACAAUAACUUUUUCCGUCCCUUCUUCCUAUCAAGGAAAAGCUACGUGCGUAGCCAAAAUAUUCUUCUGGGAUUGUGACACAAAGAUCGUAAUUUCCGACAUCGAUGGAACAAUUACAAAGUCGGAUGCUCUUGGACAUGUGUUUACAAUGAUCGGGAAAGACUGGACACAUUCAGGUGUUGCCAAAUUAUACACGGAUAUUCGAAAGAAUGGUUAUCAAAUUUUAUAUCUGACGAGUAGAGCUAUUGGACAGGCCGGAUAUACCAGAGAUUACUUAAAGAAAGUUGAACAAGACAAAUAUCAAUUGCCUGACGGACCUGUUAUUAUGUCACCUGAUCGCUUAUUGACCGCCUUUCAUAGAGAAGUAAUUAUGCGCAAACCUGAAGUUUUCAAAAUGGCUUGUUUACGAGAUGUACAAAAAUUGUUUUGCGAUAGAAAUCCAUUUUUUGCAGGAUUUGGAAAUAGGAUAACGGAUGCUUUAUCUUAUCGAAGUGUUAAUGUACCAUCAUCAAGGAUAUUUACAAUUGACACAAAUGGCGAAGUGAAGCUGCAAUUAUU
Funneliformis mosseae is the source of this 2147-nucleotide messenger RNA. The record is from the annotation of a GenBank genome assembly. NCBI's taxonomy places the organism in Eukaryota, Fungi, Glomeromycota, Glomeromycetes, Glomerales, Glomeraceae.